CAACUAGUCGAUGCUGUGUACAGAUUACCGAGCACUCAGCCCACGACACACAUCUAUAACGACACACAACCUUGACUCGAGUAGAGAGGUUAAGUUAGUCAAUCUCUUCACUUGGCGAAAAUAACCACUUUACUUUACGGCUGGGCCGUCAGCUUUGACAACGACCUUUCUGUAUGCGUGUUGCCGCGUUGGAUUUUGCGUGUGAGUACUGAUGGGACAAGGAUGUCCGUAGAUGUGUACUUCGUGGCUCAACAAGGUGAGUUUGGGAUAUGUCUAGAUAUAAUAUUGUAAUGGAGAUUUUACGUAUGGAUCUAUGGAUUUGGGUUGGGUAGUGGAGUUCAUGAAGGGAUGGGUGGAUACGUGUGGAUAGUAUGUGUGGGUGUGCGGCUACAUGCGAAUUGUUUGUAUUGAUGUGGACGUGUUGACACAUAUGGAUUGUUUUGAUGGAUGUGGAUGGGUUGAUACAUUAUAGUACAAAGGGAGUGUUUUGGAUAGAUGACAAAAUCAGAAUGUACAUUUGACAUGGACGAAUUGGUUUAUGCAGGAUUAUGAAAUGGAUCGGUUGAUGGAAAAGCAUUAUAUUAUAGAUUGAUAGUUGAAACGGGGCGUAGCAAGCAAAAGUGCCCGGUGCACAGGCUGAAUUUAGGCGCCCUUUUAGCCAUAAAAUAUAUAUUUAAACAUCAAAUUGUGCAUGAACAUUUAUAGUUUUGGAAACCCUCGAAGUGGUGAUCGGGGAUAGUGCCCCUAUUUGCCCCCGUGGGUUAAAAACAGGAGUAAAAUUAUUACAGGAGUAAACUUAAAGAGAAUGGGAAAAAACAGGAAUAUAGGCCUAAACCAAUAGACAUAUGAAAGAAUUAGGGAUGGUGUGUAAGGUGAGAUGGAUUAAUAUAGGAUUGUGUUUACGGAUGGCUCAGUGGAUACAUGACUCUACAUGAGCCAGUGCAUGAAUGGAUACAGAAGUAGUGUACAAAAAAUGUGUAUGUGUGCGUGUAGGCGACGAUGGAUAUAAUCCGAAUUUGUGUCAAUCCAUUUGUUAACUCGGAGAGGGGAACAUGGUCAUGAAUGGAUUGAUGUGGAUAUACAAGGAUGGAUUUCUUUAUACAUUAGUUUAUCAUUAGAUUCAUGCAGAGCCAUCAUGUGAUUUUUAGAGCGCCCCCCCCCCCCCUGUAACGGUCCUUUUGCUAGUUUAAUUAUUUUUAUGUGACACAACUUUGAGCCCCUUAUAUAUCAGACACCCCCACCCCAACACACACACACAGGUGUUGCCUGGCCCAAGGGAUGGCUCUGUGUGCAAUGGAUACAAUACUACGACCAUGUUAGGUUGGAGUGCACUGAACAAUGAAGUACGUGGUGCCUGGCCCAAGCGAUGGCUCUGUGUGCUGUGCAAAGGAUACAAGAUGAAUCGCCACAGACUACGACCAUGUUAGGAUGAGUGCACAGAUCACUGAAGGGUAACUGUUCAUGGACGCUUGAGGCGUAGAGACAACACUUUGUUGUUUGCGUACGACUUCCAGUCGGGGCUCAGCUCUUAACAUAAGACCACAACGCCGUGUCCCUAAAAUAGACCUGAGCUUCUUUUUUUUUUUUUUUUUACGUAUUGGUCAGAAAUCUUAGGCAGAAAAUGUGUGUUUGGGGGGGGUGGGGUCAGCACAACACCCGAAGAAAAAAAAAUUUUGAGAAGCUGACAAUAGACUGAAUGAUUCAUAACAACGCUGGAUGAUACUGGACUAGAACUCACUGACGUCGCAGGGCCAGCAUGACGUGUAACCGUAGUAUAAAGUGAGACCGACAUUUUGCCGAGAGCACAGAGGACCCACACUACAGAGGGAUUGGAAGGUGGGAUGAUUUCAAGUGAGGACGACUUAUAUCAAGAGGUAUGUCAAUGGGAUUUCGAAAUCUUGAUAAGUCAAUGAUUAUGUAAACCAUAAGGUUAUGGGUAGCACUUUCAUUAAACCAUAAGUUUAUGGGUAGCGCUUUCGUCGAAAACAUAAGUUUAUGGGUAGCGCUUUGAUUAAACCAUAAGUUUAUGGGUAGCACUUUGAUUAAACCAUAAGUUUAUGGGUAGCACUUUGAUUAAAUUAUAAGUUUAUGGGUAUAGUGCGUUGAUUGGGCAAUCCAUAAGUUUAUCGGUAGCACUUUGAUUUGGAAAACCAUAAGUUUAUCUGUAGCAUUUUGAUAAAGAAAACCAUAAGUUUACGGGUAGCACUUUAAGUAAACCAUCAGUUUAUGCGUAGCACUUUAAGUAAACCAUAAUUUUAUGGGUAGCACUUUAAGUAAACCAUAAAUUUAUGGGUAGCACUUUAAGUAAACCAUAAGUUUAAGGGUAGCACUUUAAGUAAACCAUAAGUUUAUGGGUAGUGCUGCUGGUUGCUCCUUUACUGGUCCACCACCGCAUCCCAUGUCAUUUUGAUCUAACGUCAUUUCCACAAGUGUUAUUUAUGGGAGAUCGGAUAAACGCUAUUAUAUGUCCAUAAUACAGAAUAAGAAAUGCUUUUGAUAAAAAAAAAAAAAUUAAAAAAAACUUUUCUUAAUUUUUCUUUAUUCAAAGCAUGAAAGGGGUAAUAAUAUAUUUUUUUAAAAAUUUCACCACCUAAUUUCAGGUUUUUGAAACCACAACAUUAACCAAUAUAACAAGCCUAGACUCUUGGGACAAGUUAUGUGUAGCAUUAAAUGAUUUGUUUGGAGUUAUCAAAAAUAUUCCAUUGAACUUUUCUUGACCAUGUCCAGAGUUGAGCUGUGUUACAUUCGCUUAUGUCAGUGGUUCUCGACCUUUUUAACGCGGCGACCCUUUAAUGCAGUUCUUCAUGGUGCGGUGACCCAAUCCAUAAAAUUAUGUUCGUUGCUUCUUCAAUAAUAUGUUGUUUUUUUCCGAUGAACUUAGGCGAUCCUCGUCUAAGGGUCGUUUGAUCCACAAAGGGGUCAAGACCCACACGCCGAGAACCGCUAACUUAUGUGCUCUUGUUUUAAGCUCAAGAGGAGGUGAGCCCAAUGGACAUAGUACUUCAAACAAAAUGCUAUCAAUCAACAAAUGAUAAUUUACUAGAACCGGCUGUAUAGAGCCAAACUCAAUCCAAACGGGGUGGAUCCCAAUGCGAGAAUUGUACAGUGGUUCUCAUAUAAUUUAAGACGCAGGCGUGAAAUUGUGGAGUAAGGCAUUAGUUCUGUCACUGCAAUUAAAACUCACUCAUCGUCAUCGUCGAUGAAAAAAAAACCCACAAUAUCCAGGUCAUGUCUAUCUAUACGAUCAUAAAGAUCUUUGCAAACAUCGUUGCAAAUAAAUACACGGCAUAUAAGCUCUUUAGGCCUGCUAUAUACCCAGCAAUCUGUCUUUAGAACCAUUGAUUCCUUAACUUAUAUAUAUAUAUUUUUUAAAUUUUAAUUUCUUCAAAUACAUUUUCUUUAUUCGAAAUAUUUUUUUCGUUAAAUGAUACUAAAUUUGAGUUUGCCCCGUUUUUAAAAACUCAAACUUGAAAGUUUCGGUUCAAAUAUACUCUUAAAAAAAUGUGUCUGAAGAUGUAUGUCAUACAAAUGACACAUGCAUAUAACACAUAUGUUUUGUUUUCUUUCCCCAUCUAUGGCAACUCACGUGCAGCUGCCCCAGGAUGCACCACGCCACCGACCUUCUCCGGCACGUGCUCACCCUACACACAUCGACCACCACGGGGUCAUCUGAACACCCUCUCCUGGACUCUCCCGACGACGCCACCGACGAAAACGACGAUGUCCCCGAGCCCCGAAACGCACCCCGCCUUUUCAGGCGAUUCUCGUCUUUUGUACCGACGGCCCCUCGCCCCGCGCAGCCGCCAAAAUCAUCUUGUGCGCCACCAUCCACACCAACGUGCAUACCGCCCACCCCACCUUGUGAAUCGCCACAGACUUCCCCUUACUCUUUCGUGCCGCCACGCCCAACCCAAGAAGACAUCUUUAAAACCUUGUCUCCGCCCACUGCCCAGAGCUGGAAGAAGUGGAAGGAGGUCAAACUUGUUAACGACUUUUACGCCAACCCCACCGGCCAUCAUGAUGAAGACAGGGUUCGCUCUAUGCUCCGAGGGGAGUUCAGCAGCCCCACAAUCCGCGAAAGGCAUAUACAUUCGGGGAUCAGUUAUUACGGGUCUUCUUCCCCUGCAAAGGACAUGUAUGACGACAACGUCAAGUAUCGCCGGGCGAGCUGCGCGUCCGAUAUCCCAUCCCGUCCAGAGUUGGUCUCCCCGUUCACUGGACGAGGUGGGAUCUCCCUGGGAGCUAAUGUACGCCGGCGUGACAUAGUCUUUCAUUAUGUGAUUGGUAAAGGCGCCUUUGGUGUGGUCCAUAAAGGUGAGUUUAGAUAGAGAAAUGUCAAUUGGCCAUUGUAGAGACGUUGUUGGCAUGAUAUACACGCGUCUUAUAGACACGUUGCUGACAUUAGAGACAUGUUGUUGACAUCAGAGACAUGUUGUUGACAUCAGAGACAUGUUGUUGACAUCAGAGACAUGUUGUUGACAUUAAAGACAUGUUGUUGAGAUUACGGACACGUUGACAUUAAAAAGUUGUUAGCAUUAGAGACACAUUUUUGACAUUAGAGACACAUCAUUGGCAUUGAGACACAUCAUUGAUACACUUUAUUGACAUUAGAGACACAUAAUUGACAUUGAGACACAUCAUUGAUACACAUUAUUGACAUUAGAGACACAUAAUUGACAUUGAGAUACAUCAUUGACACACAUUAUUGACAUUAGAGGCACAUUAUUAUUAGAGACACAUUAUAAUUAGAGACACGUUGUUGACAUUGAAGGCAUCAUGUUGACAUUUGAGACACGAUUUUGACAUAAGAGGCACGUUGUUUACAUUAGAUACACAUUGACAUUAGGGAUAAGUUGCUGGCUGACAUACCAGGGACACGUUGGCACAACAGGGACACGUGGGCAUAACAGGGACACGUGGGCAUAACAGGGACAUGUAGGCAUAACAGGGACAUGUAGGCAUAACAGGGACAUGUAGGCAUAACAGGGACACGUUGGCAUAACAGGGACACGUUGACAUAACAGGGACACUUUGGCAUAACAGGGACACUUUGGCAUAACAGGGACACUUUGGCAUAACAGGGACACGUUGGCAUAACAGGGACACGUUGGCAUACCAGGGACACGUUGCUAUGAUGUGACACGUUUUUGACAUGCUGCGAUAUUUUGACAUACUGCGACACUUUACUGACAUAUUAAGACAAUUAUCAUUUGUCUCAAACUGCAAAUUUUAUUAAUUCUUACGUUAAUGGCUCAGGUAAUGCCAAUGUAAUUACUUUUUUUUAAUGUUUUUUUUUCAUUUGAUCGAUGAUGAAAAUUUGGUUUGGGUGCGGUAAAUAUUAAUAUCAACAACUCAAGCCCUCAUUAUUUUACAGAUUUUUAUCUUUGGAAUGUAUUUUAAAUUAAAAAUAAUGACCAUAUCCUAUACGAUUCAUUUCCCAAAUUCAAAUUUCAAUGGCUUGGAAAAUUGCCGUAAUUUCCUUAGGAUACAAUACACCUGAUUCGAUACAUGUAUAAAACAAAUAUUUGUUGUUGUUUUUUUUAAAAUGAGACUUCGCUAUUUAUUUCCCCAUUAACACUGGGUCAAACCUUCUAGUAAAUGAAAAUGUUGUUACAACUAAUGCUCAACAGGAUUUCUACAGGGCCAUCCGGUGGCUGUCAAAAUUGUCCAGAAGAGACGAGGGUCAGGCAUUCACAGAGAGAUCCUACAGGCUGAGAGACUGGCUUUCUCGAUGAAACUGAGGCAUGACAACAUUGUCAGUAAGUCAACCUUAGCUGGAGUUUAGGUGUACCGGGGGAGGGGGAGGGGGGAUGUUGUCACAGUAACUAAAUGAUUUCAAUUGAUAUUUUUUAUUGUGCCCGCUGUAUGUGAAGAACAUGUGGCCAGAUUUGAUUUGUACUUGAUACAAGAAAUUCAUAAGUUACCAUUACAACAACGAAAGAUACCAGUACCGGUAUUGAUAAAUGUUCAGAUGUGCCAAAUAAGAUUUAAAAAGAUGAGUUUUAAUAUAACCAGUUGUUUUUAGUAAUUUUAGUUGUACCAGUUGCAAGAAAUUGAGUUGACCAUAGCCAGAUAUUUCUUCCAUUCACAAGUUAAUGAAUUUGUAAACAUGAUUGAGAUGAAUUAUUAUAGUUUGGCAUCUCUUGAUUUGAGGUCUUUGAAAACUUAAGUCCACACUUAACCCUUUCUCUAUACAGAUAUAGUAGGGAUCAAUAUGUGUGAAGGGGUCAGGGGUGACGCAUUGAUUGUGAUGGAGAUGGUCAGUCCCAAGACCUUGCAGAAUGUUUUGGAUGAUGCCAACCGUUACAUCAGAUUAACAGAGAGGCUUCAGUUUGCCAUACAGGUCAAUUUACAUUUUAUUUUGUAUCAUAUUAACAGACUGAGAGAGGCUUCAGUUUGAAAUACAGGUCACUUUACAUUUUAAUUUAUAUCAGAUUAACAGAAGCUCUAGUUAACCAUACCGGUCACUUAUGUCACUUCAGUGUCUAGUAUUUAAGCCUUAACAAAGGCGAAUCAUAAAGAUUCAAAUAAAAUAUACAGGUCACCAUUCUUGCUUAGAAAUGGAUACAUUGAGAAUGGCCAGUUUUCUUACUUUUAGCCAAAGGAAACAUUCAACAUACAAAUCAUAUAUUACGUUUCAUUAUUUACUUUCCAAAAGUUCAAUAUACUAAAAAAAGGACACAUGCAAAUUUCAUUAAAAUGCAUGCCUGUAGAGUUGUACAAUAUUGGCUGGCAAUUAUCCAGAGUAAAAGCCUCAUCCAAGUCAAGACAAGAAAAAGAAUAAAAAUAGACUGUUAAAAAAAUAUGUUUAAGAUGCAGAUUUAUAUUUUUACCAUUUUAAGUAAUCCCUGUCUUUCCAGAUUACCAAAGCAUUGGAAUACCUUCAUGGCAAUAAUGUUGUGCAUCUAGAUGUCAAACCGAGAAAUGUGCUCAUGACCUUGGAUGACGUUUGUAAACUUGCUGACUUUGGGAGCCUGACAAGUACUUACGGUUCAGCAAAGGAGGAGCCACAAUAUACACAACUUUUAGGUAAUGUAAACCACUUUGGCACAUUAGGUAUUACAAAAGACUUUAGCACUAAGGAUGACUUUUGCAUGAGGCAUAACUUAAGCAAUAGGCAUGACUUUGGCACUAGGCAUGACUUAGGCACCAUGCAUGACUUAGGCACGACUUAGGCACUAGGCAUGACUUAGGCACCAUGCAUGACUUAGGUACUAGGCAUGACUUAGGCACUAGGCAUGACUUAGGCACUAGGCAUGACUUAGGCACCAUGCAUGACUUAGGCACCAUGCAUGACUUAGACACCAAGCAUGACUUAGACACUAGACAUGACUUAGGCACAAGACAUGACUUAGGCACAAGACAUGACUUAGGCACUAGGCAUGACUUUGGAAGUAUACAUGAAUUUGGCACUAGACAUGACUGUGGCUCUAGGCACGAUUUAAAGGUCCUGUGCACUGCUUUUAUAUAACCACACUAUCUUGCACAACUCUAAUACUAGUAUAGUAACCAUAACUUUUAAAUUUUUAUAUUUUAAUAUUAUAUAAAUGCUCAUAUAUUCACAGGUACCCUGGCUUACAGAGCCCCUGAAUUGAUGAAGGGUUGCUUCCCAUCCUGCAAAGCUGAUAUUUAUUCCUUGGGAAUAACUUUAUGGCAAAUGGUAAAACAAUAUCACUUAGGCAUUCAGCUUUUUAAGAAAUAGAAUAUGACCCAAUGUUCAUCAGGUAAUGUAUUAUUACACAUUACCAAUCAAUUUAAAAUAGCAAUUAAGGAACUAUUUUAAGCUUUGUAUCCGAUUUUGUAAGUAAUUUUUGUUCUUAAAUCAAUAAAUUAUAAUUUGAGAAUUAUUUUUAAAAAAAAAAUAGGCACUUUGCGAGAAUUUCCACCUGCUUUUGCAAAAUCUCAUCACAAUUCCUUAUUUGAAAAAGAAUUAUCUAUGUAAUGUUUAAGUUUCUAAAAUCAAGUUUUGAUAAAUAUAUUUAUGCUAUAAAUUAUAUGCCUACCCUACCCCAUUUCGCGCCCCCUAAACUACAUUUUUACUCUUACACUUAAAACUAAAAUUCCCUAUCUCAUUUUAAAUAUUUGAUAUUAAUGGAAUUUGAUACAUUGAUAUCUUAUUAAAUAUUCAACCAAACUUUUGCUUUGUUCUACAAUAUUAUCGAAAAAUCGUUAAUAAAAAUUAUUUAAUUAAAAGAGCAAUCUCUUAACCCUUUUUCAUGUCUUUAUCAGCCAGGAGUUUUUUUUUCUAAAAAGAAAUGUUAUAAAUGUCAUAAAAAGAUACACCCACUUUACUUUUCGCAAAUUAAAAAUGUAUUUGUUCAUUUUUUUAAAUCUAAAAUCGUAACCCACCUUUGUUCAUCUUUGUUCACGCCCUAUGAACUGUAAAUAAAAAAAAUAUGGCUCUAUUUUUAAGAUUUUUAAGAUUAAAUUUUCGCAUGUGUAAAAUGAUAGGGUUUUGAUAUUCAUGGGUAUACCUUUGUAAAUGUACCCACAUUUUGUCAAUGGCAUUGAUUUUCUUAACUGGUAAAUAUAUUUUAUUUCUAAAAAGAGUUGUAACAUCUCUUUUUCAUGACUGUAAUAUCAUUGGAUUGAAAGAUAUUGUCAUCCACAUAAAAAUAUACACACCCUAUAUCCUACCCCCGAUAUCUAUGUACCGGUACGUUAAAGGUUGAUAAUUUAUAAAAUUCAUUCCUUUAUUCUGAGGUGCAUCUUGUGCCCUCUGGGGCUAAAUGAAAGUAUCAAAUACACCCCCCCCCCCUCGAUUUUAACAAAAAAAAGUUUUAAAAAUCAUCUUUGGGAUGGUAGCCCCUAUGUACACAACCACACAUUUAUUUGCACAUCCCUGAAAAUUCUUUAGUCCCAGAUCCAUAUUACCAUACAUUUGUUAUAUAUUUUCUAAACAAAAUUUAAAAUAAAAUGCAUAAUUCUGUAAAUUAAAAUGUUAUAUUUAUUUGUAUUGACAAUUUAAAAAUCAAUUAAUUAUAUUAUAUUUAUUAAUUUUUGUCACAAGAGGUUAUUAAAUCAAAGAAACUUAGAGAUUUUUAUUUGCAAGUUAAAAUUCUGCUCUUUGAAAAUAAUAUAGAUCUAGUUUUUUGUUAUUUGUGUUAAAUCGAAAUUUAAUUUGAUAUUGUUUAAGACAUUAAGAUCAAAUUACUUUUAAUUUAAUUUGCAAAUAUGAUUUAAUAAAAACAAUUUUUUUGAAUCUCAGAUCAUAAUUUGAUUUAAAAAAAUAUCAGUACUCUCAAAUUAUGAUAAAAUGCUUCAAACAGUUCCUUAAUUGUUAUUUUAAAUGUAUUUGUAAUUUAAAAAAGACUUAAACAAAUACUAGAAUAAAAAGGGAUAUGUAAUUUUUAUUUUGCGCAUUUAAAUUUAUUCAAUUUCCAUAAGCUUAUUGAGCUUAUUUUAUACUUGUUCUUAAAUUUAUUUGAUGAAAAAAAAAAAAGUGAAAUACAAAAUUGUCCCGACACACAUAAUCAUUUAAAAAUGCAUGUCACUACAGAGUCUAGAAUUUUCAUUUAUUAAAAAAAAUACUAUGUCGUAUUAGAAAGCAUUGCUCUUUAUUCAGAAAGAAUGCACCAAUCGAUUCUGUAAUUACUUCUCAGCAUUCUUGAACUAUUUAUAGUCAUUUAAAUAUGGUGCUCAUUUUAAAUAAGAGACAAUUUAAAUAUUUGCUAGUUAUUUUACAAAUAACAAAAAGAAAUAGCAAAGACUUUCACAGGAUCCCUUAAAAAUAAAUCAAAUAUCUCGGUUAAAGAAAAUUGUAAUUUACCAUUUAUUUACUUUGACUGUACAUAUUAAGCAAAAUAUUUGAAUUUUAACUUUUCCCACCCCCUUUAUGCCAUUAUUUUUUGUGCAGUAAUCAAAUUGUGUAGUUAACUGUAAGAAAUAUGAAUUCUCACUAUUGUUGCAGGCCACAAGAGAGACGCCCCAUUCGGGAGCAGAUCCUCACUGGUUAAUUUAUCAAGUUAUAAAAGGAAAUAAAAGGCCUGAUCACCAUGACACAAGAAAUGACAUUGCUGAAGUCAAAUACAGUGAACUCUAUGUUGCCUGUUGGGAUUCUGACCCAUUGCAAAGGCCACAGGCUGCUGAGUUUCUAGUCCCUCUUAGAAAUCUGAUUGAAUUUUCCUGGGACAGUGAUUGGAAUGAAAAUCUAAGAGCAGAUGAGAUAGAUAGAUACAAAUAGAAAACUAGAUUGUUUUUUUUUAUUUUUUGAGAAAUUUUAAGUGCAGCUGAAUGCCAUAAUAGUUAACAUUUACCCCUUUUACAAAUGACUUAAAAAUAGAAAAAAUAAAAUUUAUAGAAAUUCAUCAAGGUAAGUGCUGGCCACAGAAAUUGUAACAUUGUUACCAAUUAUAAAUUUGUUGUAAUUUUAUUUAACUGUUAAUUAAUUAGCAGGUUGGGAUAUAAGCAUCCCCUUGCUUUUGUGCCAUUCAAUGUUUGGGCAGUUUCUUUUUUUGUAACUGUUUGAAUCUUACUGCUGAUUUAAAAAACAUAUUCAACGUCCUAUGCAAAUUACAGUUUUCUUGUUCAAAUUUUUCUUUCAUUAUUUCAUUUACAAGCAAGCAUUUUUGGUUGCUCAUCAUUUCUCUCUUACAUAUUUUCACAUUUUGCUUCACAUUUCUUUAAUGAAUUUUUAACAUUUUGUUCUGACAUGUUUUUCAAGAAUAAAUUUUGAAGAA
Messenger RNA from Lymnaea stagnalis (great pond snail), 10679 nucleotides. The record is from the annotation of a GenBank genome assembly. Lineage: Eukaryota; Metazoa; Mollusca; Gastropoda; Lymnaeidae.